AAAAUCGUCUGUAUCUCACAAGUCUCCCAUUCCAAUUCAUCGAUUUUUGUUCCGCUGAUCGCUACUCGACAGUCUCUCUACCACACCACAACUAAAUAAUUCACCUCACCUCCCGAAUGAGACCGAAGAAAUAGAAUACAUCAGAAAGACAAGACACGGAAAUGUCAUUGAACUGCAAGAAUCGGGAUACUGGCAACGAUUUUGAUGGAAAUACAAGAGAAACUUCGGAGUCUGAAACAUCCAAUUAUCCCUCAGGCCUAAAAUUGAUUUUCAUCUUUGUGGCUCUCUGCUUGACGGUCUUCUUGGUCGCCUUGGAUCAAACAAUUAUAGCUACCGCCAUCCCAACCAUCACCUCUCAAUUCCAUAGCGUGGAAGAUAUUGGAUGGUGGGGUAGUGCUUUUCUGCUCACGACUUGUAGCUUCCAACUCUUCUUCGGCAAGCUUUACUCUCUAUUAUCCAUCAAGUGGACUUUCAUUGGUGCCGUCUUAAUCUUCGAAAUCGGUUCGGCUAUUUGCGGCGCCAGCCCCAAUUCCGUUGUCCUUAUCGUUGGUCGAGCUGUUGCUGGUAUUGGAGGCGCAGGCAUCUUUUCUGGAGCACUGAUAAUCAUCGCGAAAUCAGUACCCCUUUCGAAGCGACCAGCCUUUGCAGGAGUUAUAGGAGCUGUGUGGGGCAUAGCGAGUGUAGUUAGCCCUUUAUUAGGAGGCGCGUUUACAAGUCAUGUCUCUUGGCGCUGGUGCUUCUACAUCAAUCUCCCUAUCGGUGCCCUAGCCCUCCCGUUCAUCAUUGUUUUCCUCCCCUCACAAGGUCCACAAAUGCAACCGAAACAAAAAGGCUGGGCUAUCUUAAGCCAGUUCGAUCCCGUUGGAACAAUUCUAUUCGUGGCAAGCAUCAUUUGUCUUUUGAUCGCACUCCAAUGGGGGGGCACCCAGUAUCAGUGGAGUGACAGCCGCAUGAUUGCUCUGCUGACUGUCUUCAGUGUACUUCUUGUCGCUUGGGUCGUAGUGCAAUGGCGACGAGGUGACCAUGCUACGGUACCGCUCCGGAUCUUACGGCAACGCACAGUUGCAUGCUCAACCUUUUAUAUCUUCCUAGGAAGUGCUUCAUUUGUUCUGCUCAUUUACUAUCUACCAAUAUGGUUCCAGGCAAUUAAAGGGGACUCUGCAGACCAGUCGGGAAUUCAUAGCCUACCAACGGUGUUGAGUGUUGUGGUAUUUGCCAUCUCAGGUGGAUUUAGCGUUACUUUUGUGGGAUAUUACACCCCAUUCAUGAUAGCAGGGUCGAUGAUAAUGGCGAUCGGUGCGGGUUUACUUCUCUUGUUUAGAGUGCACACUUCCCUCGUCAUGUGGCUGGGGUUCCAAAUUGUUUUCGGUGCGGGGGCUGGGAUGGGGCUUGAGCUUCCAAAUAUUGCUGUCCAGACAGUUCUUCCCGAGAAGGACGCCUCCAUCGGGACAUCAUUGGUGGUGUUCGCUCGUUCUCUUGGGGGUGCUAUUUUCGUCUCGGUGGGACAGAAUAUUUUCAGCAGUCGCAUUGUCUCUGGUAUCCAGGCUCGUGUUUCUGAGCUAGAUACCUCUGUUCUCCUUCAGGCCGGAGCAACAGAGGUGCAAGAAACAGUGGAACAAGCUGUCCUGGAGAUAUACAACGAAGCCAUCGUUCAGACCUUUGUACUCGCCUUAGCUUUGGCCUGUAUGUCGAUUCUGGGUGCAAUUGGCGCUGAAUGGCGAACAGUGAAACGCCUCCAGCAGAGGGACAGCACCGAGCAGAAUGUUGGAUGCGAGUGA
Messenger RNA from Talaromyces proteolyticus, 1778 nucleotides. Its product is annotated as MFS transporter. Lineage: Eukaryota; Fungi; Ascomycota; Eurotiomycetes; Eurotiales; Trichocomaceae. Gene Ontology annotation, molecular function: transmembrane transporter activity. The record is from RefSeq and is a predicted model, not a curated record. Bases 162 to 1778 code for a protein of 538 amino acids. The transcript has 8 exons. Gene Ontology annotation, biological process: transmembrane transport.